[Candida] anglica is the source of this 1358-nucleotide messenger RNA. NCBI's taxonomy places the organism in Eukaryota, Fungi, Ascomycota, Pichiomycetes, Serinales, Debaryomycetaceae. The record is from the annotation of a GenBank genome assembly.
GAAAAUUAACUCCGUAUCCACAGUGCCAUAAAUCUAAUAAGCUGACAAACUUAACUCCGCAUUGCGUUCAUACUAGACUUAGCUUUCAAACUAUAUAAACAUAUCAUCUGUAACAAUUAAUCGACAUUGUAAUUUUUAUUAUUAUUAAAUCUAUUUUAUACACACAAAAGAGCAAUGUCCGUCACAACCAUCAAUCAAAUCUUACUUAAAAACCCAGUAUCCAAGGAUAUUGUCUACGAAUUUGGAAAGGAAGACUCCACUUUUGAACAUGGAUCAGUCAAGUUCGACGAAUCUUCUCUUAAGGAAGGACAAGUCCUUAUUAAGACCAUUUUACUCUCCAAUGAUCCAACCCAAAGAGGAUGGUUGCUGAAGGAAACCCCUGAAAAAGUCAGUCACAGAACUUAUGCUCCAGCAAUCAAGGCUGGUGAAGUUGUUCGUUCUUUGGGUCUUGGUGAAGUUGUCUACUCUAAGUCCGAAAAGUAUGUUGUUGGGGACAAAGUUUCAGCUAUGAUCACCUGGGCCGAUUACACCGUUGUUCCAGAAGCCCAAGUUUUCAGCAAGAUCGAUGAAUCAAAGGGUCUUCCAUUGACUAUGUACUUGAGUGCUCUCGGUAUGACUGCCUUAACUGCUUACUUUGGUUUAACUGAAGUUGGUAAGGUCACUGAAGGUCAAACUGUCGUUAUUUCUGCUGCUUCCGGUGCUACCGGAUCUGUUGCUGUCCAGAUUGCCAAGCAUAUCUUAAAGGCUAAGAAUGUUGUUGGUAUUUCCGGCUCUGACUCCAAGGGUAAAUGGGUUAAGUCUCUUGGUGCUGACCACGUUGUCAACUACAACUCUCCAACUUUUGCUAAGGACCUUGCCACUGCCAUUGGUCCAGAUUUCGCCGAUGCAUACUUUGACAACGUUGGUGGUGAAGUUUUGGACACUGUCUUGCCACUUCUUAAAGACCACGGUAGAGUCAUGGCAUGUGGUGCUAUUUCUGGUUACAACGACCCAUCUUUGGCUGCUGUUAAGAACUGGUUUGCUAUUAUUACUCAAAAGUUGACCGUUCAAGGUUUCCUUGUUAUGGAAUUCUCCGCCAAGGUUCCACAAGCAAUUGGUGCCCUUGUACAAGGUAUUCAAACAGGAAAGAUUAAGGCUGGUGAAGGUCUCGACUUGGUUGAUGUUUCCAAGGAUGAAAACCCACUCGAAAGUGUACCAAAGGCUUGGAGCCGUUUGUUCUCUAAGGAUAAGGGUCCAGGUAAGUUGGUUACUAAGUUGGUUUAAAUUGUAAUGAACGAUAAAUGAAAUACAUACAAAAAAAUAUUAACGAAUCCAUAUACGACAUAAAUUGUAGCUAAAUAUGUAAUUAUCUUCACCGC